AUGUCUGAUAACAAGAACAAAGACAUCCGCAUCCUCGGCUUCACUGAAGAUGAGGUCAAGCUAGUCCUGAUGUCUGUCCAGUGCAUCAAAACAAGCAAGCGAUACGCCAGAGGAUGGGAAGUCGGCCUGAAGGAGUUUGCUGAUCUCACGAACACGACCGUCCCCGCUGCCAGGGCCCAGUGGAAGGACCUGAACGGCAGGCUAAUGGCGCUGCCGCGCUUGCCCGACAAGAGCCUUUCUCUGGAGCCGCACGACGAGGCUGAGGAGAUCAUCGAAGAUUGCAUCUUCGUUGGAUCCGAGAUGGGCAAUGAGGCCGUCGAUGACGGUGCUCAUGGCCGCGAUGAGGAGGACAAAGUCAAAACCAGAAGCAAGGUCAAGACGAGGGGAGGACUGAAGCAAGUCGCCAAGCCAUCCCUGUUCGAGGAUGAUGGUUUUGACCUUGAUGAGGACGACAACAGCGGAUCCAUGAAGAAUAGCAAGGGAAAGAGCAAGAAAAAGGAAGUCCUCAAGCGACCAAUCGAUAAGAACAGCACCAACCAGGCUUGGGAUGAGAUUGGAGAUGGUAUGACUGAGGAGAAGUGGAACCAGAUGGGAGAUAGGCUCGCGUUGUGA
This is a messenger RNA of Diaporthe amygdali, 612 nucleotides long. RefSeq lists its product as uncharacterized. The coding region runs from base 1 to 612 and encodes 203 amino acids. The transcript is spliced from 2 exons. NCBI's taxonomy places the organism in Eukaryota, Fungi, Ascomycota, Sordariomycetes, Diaporthales, Diaporthaceae. The record is from RefSeq and is a predicted model, not a curated record.